Molecule: messenger RNA, 6683 nt
Organism: Cebus imitator (Panamanian white-faced capuchin)
Lineage: Eukaryota; Metazoa; Chordata; Mammalia; Primates; Cebidae
Gene: RBM26
Product: RNA binding motif protein 26
Exons: 22
Coding region: 545-3547 (1000 amino acids)
Biological process (GO): mRNA processing
Cellular component (GO): nucleus
Molecular function (GO): metal ion binding; RNA binding
Source: RefSeq, a predicted model, not a curated record
CGCAUUCUCUACCGACCUUACGUCUUUCCCAGUAGGCACCGGGAGCCACCGCGAGACUUCAACAAUUCUCGCGAGAUUUAUCGGCAGCCAUCUUCUUGGGGGUACUGGGAGCCGGGAAGACCCCCUGAAUCGUUCCCAUUGAGCUGCCCUUCGCCUUCGCUUUCUUUACUUUUGCCUUUUCGACGUAGCCAACAAGCACCUAGUCCCGAGGCUGAGAGAACGCCCGGGUCUAAGCGCGUGUCGCGCUUCCGGUCAGGAUAAAUUUGCUGGGGAAGAGGAAAGGGGGAGGGCCCGGGCAAACCGUUGCUGCUUCAGCCCGGACGGGGGUCCGGGGACUCGGAGCUCCUGGCGUCCCGUGGACUUGAGGCCUGCGGCGGUCCCUGCAGAGCUGUUCGCCGACCGGGGCCCGCGGGAGCCUGCCACCGGCGCCUCCCACCGCGGCCCACGCGGGCGGCGCGCGGAGGAGGGGGCGGGGGCAGCAGCGGCUGUAGCGGCCGCGACCUGGGCGGGCGGAGGAGUGUGACGGGCCUUAGGGCCGCUGUGGAUGGUUUCUAAAAUGAUCAUUGAAAACUUCGAGGCACUCAAGUCCUGGCUCAGCAAGACUCUCGAGCCCAUCUGUGAUGCAGAUCCAUCUGCCCUAGCAAAGUAUGUUCUGGCUUUGGUAAAGAAAGACAAAAGUGAAAAAGAGUUAAAGGCAUUAUGUAUUGAUCAGCUGGAUGUAUUUCUUCAGAAAGAGACACAGAUAUUUGUGGAAAAACUUUUCGAUGCUGUGAAUACAAAGAGUUACCUACCUCCUCCAGAGCAGCCAUCAUCAGGAAGCCUGAAGGUAGAAUUUUUUCCACACCAAGAAAAAGAUAUAAAGAAAGAAGAGAUCACUAAGGAGGAAGAGCGAGAGAAGAAGUUUUCUAGAAGGCUAAAUCACAGUCCUCCCCAGUCAAGCUCCCGAUACAGGGAGAAUAGAAGCCGUGAUGAGAGAAAGAAAGAUGAUCGUUCUCGCAAAAGAGAUUAUGAUCGAAACCCUCCUCGAAGAGAUUCAUACAGAGACCGGUACAAUAGAAGACGAGGGCGGAGUCGCAGUUACAGCAGGAGUCGAAGUCGAAGUUGGAGUAAAGAGAGGCUUCGUGAGAGGGACAGAGAUAGAAGCAGGACUAGAAGCAGAAGCAGAACACGAAGCAGGGAAAGGGAUCUGGUAAAACCUAAAUAUGACCUGGAUAGAACAGAUCCGUUAGAAAAUAAUUACACUCCAGUCUCUUCGGUACCUAGUAUUUCAUCUGGCCACUAUCCUGUACCUACUUUGAGCAGCACUAUUACAGUAAUUGCUCCUACUCAUCAUGGUAACAACACUACCGAAAGUUGGUCUGAAUUUCAUGAAGACCAGGUGGACCAUAACUCAUACGUAAGACCACCCAUGCCAAAGAAACGGUGUAGAGACUAUGAUGAAAAAGGUUUUUGUAUGAGAGGAGACAUGUGUCCGUUCGAUCAUGGAAGUGACCCAGUAGUUGUAGAAGAUGUGAAUCUUCCUGGUAUGCUGCCUUUCCCAGCACAGCCUCCUGUUGUUGAAGGACCACCUCCUCCUGGACUCCCCCCACCUCCACCAAUUCUUACACCCCCACCUGUGAACCUCAGGCCCCCAGUGCCACCUCCAGGUCCAUUGCCACCAAGUCUCCCACCUGUCACAGAUGAUAUUUCUUAUUCUUUGGUUUUGACAGGACCACCACCUCCACUUCCUCCUUUGCAGCCAUCUGGCAUGGAUGCUCCCCCAAACUCUGCAACCAGUUCUGUUCCUACUGUAGUAACAACUGGCAUUCAUCACCAGCCUCCUCCUGCUCCACCCUCUCUUUUUACUGCAGUUUUUGUAUUACCAGAUACAUAUGACACAGAUGGCUACAAUCCUGAAGCCCCAAGCAUAACAAACACUUCCAGACCUAUGUAUAGACACAGAGUGCAUGCACAAAGGCCCAACUUGAUAGGACUAACAUCAGGGGAUAUGGAUUUGCCACCCAGAGAAAAGCCUCCUAAUAAAAGCAGUAUGAGGAUAGUAGUGGACUCAGAAUCAAGGAAAAGAACCAUUGGUUCUGGAGAGCCUGGAGUUCCUACAAAGAAGACUUGGUUUGAUAAACCAAAUUUUAAUAGAACAAACAGCCCAGGCUUUCAGAAGAAGGUUCAAUUUGGAAAUGAAAAUACCAAACUUGAACUUAGAAAAGUUCCUCCAGAAUUAAAUAAUAUCAGCAAACUUAAUGAACAUUUUAGUCGAUUUGGAACCUUGGUUAACUUACAGGUUGCUUAUAAUGGUGAUCCUGAAGGUGCCCUUAUCCAAUUUGCAACAUAUGAAGAAGCAAAGAAAGCAAUAUCAAGUACGGAAGCAGUAUUAAACAAUCGCUUUAUUAAGGUUUAUUGGCACAGAGAAGGAAGCACUCAGCAGUUACAAACUACUGCUCCAAAGGUAAUGCAGCCUUUAGUCCAGCAGCCUAUUUUGCCUGUUGUGAAGCAGUCAGUCAAAGAGCGACUGGGUCCAGUACCUUCAAGUACUAUUGAACCUGCAGAAGCCCAGAGUGCCACUUCAGACCUUCCUCAGAAUGUAACUAAGUUAUCUGUGAAGGACAGGUUGGGUUUUGUAUCAAAGCCAUCUGUUUCAGCAACUGAAAAGGUGUUGUCUACAUCUACUGGCCUAACAAAAACAGUGUAUAAUCCAGCUGCUUUGAAGGCUGCCCAAAAAACCUUACUUGUUUCCACCUCUGCAGUUGAUAAUAAUGAAGCACAGAAAAAAAAACAGGAAGCGUUGAAACUUCAGCAGGAUGUAAGGAAAAGGAAACAAGAAAUUUUAGAAAAGCACAUUGAAACACAGAAGAUGUUAAUUUCAAAACUGGAGAAAAACAAAACAAUGAAGUCUGAAGACAAAGCAGAAAUAAUGAAAACUUUAGAGGUUUUGACAAAAAAUAUUACCAAGUUAAAAGAUGAGGUCAAAGCUGCUUCUCCUGGACGCUGUCUUCCAAAAAGCAUAAAAACCAAGACUCAGAUGCAGAAGGAACUACUUGACACAGAACUGGAUUUAUAUAAGAAGAUGCAGGCUGGAGAAGAAGUCACUGAACUUAGGAGGAAGUAUACAGAAUUACAGCUGGAAGCUGCCAAACGAGGGAUUCUUUCAUCUGGUCGGGGCAGAGGAAUUCAUUCAAGAGGUCGAGGUGCAGUUCAUGGCCGAGGCAGGGGGCGAGGGCGAGGGCGAGGUGUACCUGGUCAUGCUGUGGUGGAUCACCGUCCCAGGGCAUUGGAGAUUUCUGCAUUUACAGAGAGUGAUAGAGAAGAUCUUCUUCCUCAUUUUGCGCAAUAUGGUGAAAUUGAAGAUUGUCAGAUUGAUGAUUCUUCACUUCAUGCAGUAAUUACAUUCAAGACAAGAGCAGAAGCUGAAGCAGCUGCAGUUCAUGGAGCUCGUUUCAAAGGGCAAGAUCUAAAACUGGCAUGGAAUAAACCAGUAACUAAUAUUUCAGCUGUUGAAACAGAAGAAGUUGAGCCUGAUGAAGAAGAACAGAGAGAGAUCAUCAUUGCCUGAAUUUAGCUUUGUGACUGCGAGAACAAGACCAGUUCCUGUCUGGAGACGACUGUUAUAAUAAUACCAUCCUAUUAUUUUAUGUUCACUCUUUAUCAAUUUGAACUGAUGUUUACAUGUACUAUAAUUAGCAUUUUAUCUCUACAGUUUGCUAAGAGUACAUCUGAGUUUAAAGUGUAUCUGAAUGUGUGCUCUGACCUUAUUCUUAGGUGUUUUCUCCCCGUACUUUAUAGCCAUUUAUUUUUUAAACAUCUUAAGAAAGAACGAAAAAAUUCUCUUGGAUGACAUAUAUUCAGUCUGAGCCAAAUUGAGGAUUGUGUCUAGGAAAUCUGUAAAGCCAUGCUACUGUGUUCUUUAGCAUGAACAAUUUAAAAUGAAAAUGAAUUAAAAAGUUAAACGUGAGUUUGGUUUUAAUUUUGGGGGGUCUUAAGAUAUAUUUCUGGGAGUAGGAUAAGCACUUGAAAUAAUUUUGAAUCGAUCAUAAAGUACUUUUUUUUGUACUGUAAUAGCUUGUGCAUUUCUUCUAAAUAUACUUUCUGAUGUUGUUGCUAAGGCCAUUUACCCAAACAUUUUUUUAAAAAAUUCUUAGCUCUUCAAAGCCAACAAUGAAAAUAAUUUUCUUCCAAGUGACAAAUGAUCUGUGGAUUAUAAAUAUUUAAAAAAUCUAUUAAAUGUCUUAACAUAAUUUUUUCACAUUUUUUUGACUUUCAAUCAAGACAUCAAAGACUAUUUUAAAGCAAGAGGAAAUAGUGUUGUGUGCCUAACAUUGGUAAAGACUGGUUUUUAACCAUUUUAAGAAGUGUAUGUCCAAAUCGUUUAUAAAACAGUAUGGCUUAAUAUGGCUUAGAAUUACUUAUAAAGAAUAUGAUUAAAUCUCAUCCUAAAUAUGUACUCACAAUAUCCCUUUUAUAAUGGGCAUCAUAAGAAAUGUUUUAACUUAGUUUCUGAGUAUUCCUUCAUAGAUUCUCAGGAGGCAUUUAAGAAGUUGGAAGCUAUGUUUGGUAGUAACUAUAUUAAAAAAGUUCAAUUUACACUGAUUUUUAUUCACCCUUAUUUUUUAUUUUUAUCCAACCAUACUCACUUUGUCACUUCUUUUUUGUGUGAAGCUGAAUAAUCUGAAAACUUUUCUUUCCCCUUGAGUAUGCAUUGCAUUUGUCAUCAUGAAAAGUAAAAAGAAUGUAAUUAACCCAUCAGCCAUAAUGUAAAUUAUCUGUUUUGAUCCACAUUGGUUGGACAGAGCAUGGUUAAUUCAAGUCUUGGUUAAAGAAAAAGUACAUAUUUUGGAAAGUCUUCUAAUAUACUUAGGACCUAGUAGCUUACCAGGCUUUUUUUUUUUUUAAUUGUUAGACUUUUGGUUAACAUUUUACAAACUAGCUGCAGGGUGUUCAUAAACACUUUCCCAAAUUUGUUGAGUAUUUUACAUUGUGAACAGAGAAUUUUUUGUCCCCACAACAGUGGUUUGCUGCGAGGAUAAAGACGUUUGUCUGAAGACACUAUACUUGGUGUAAACAUUAUUGAUUGGUUAAUGGAUAUAUGGACCACAUACUACUACUUGCAACUUUGUCAUCCUGGUGUUUUCGUUUGCUUUGGGUUUUCAUUUUUUUGGUUUUAAAAUUGAAAACAAAGCAAAACAAAAUUGAAGAUGCCAUUGAGAAUCAGAAGUCAAGAUGAUUUGAUUCUCACCAAGCUAACUGUGCUUUUUGAAAAUUGCUGUGAGAUCUAGUCAGUUACACGUUUAAAAUCCCCAUGUGUUGAUUAAUUAAAGAUAAGGUUUUCAUUAUUUUCCUAAAUAGGAUUCUCAUGGAGCUAUUGUAGAUAACUGUACAGAAUCACUUUUGUGUAAUUGAUUGAAGCGAUUUACCUCUGCAUGAUUGCAUAAUGAAAGCCUUUUAUACAUCUUUAUAUUUUUCAAUAUACUUAGAUUUUACACUGUUAAGCUGCUCUAGUCAUGCUAUAUUUUUUUUAAUAGAGUUUAUAAAUGUUUAUGCUCAAAAUACAGAUCAACUGAAUAUUUUUGGUCUUGUUUACAAGAUAAAUGAUACUUUAAAAUGAUACAGGCCCCUCAAGUGUCUUAGGAAAAAGUCACUGGUGCUAUGAAACCUUUCAGUAUCAUUUUUGAACCCAUUGUCGAGACUUUGCUAGGUUUUAAUCUGAUUGCUUGUGAUUUAUUGUAACCUGGCAGCAUAAUUAUAAAAGUGGUCUGUGCUGAGUCAGAUAAAGAGCCCAGCCUGUUAGAAACAAUCAUAAUUUAAGAACAUGAUGCAGAAUGACCACACACUUAUUUGUGCCGAGCUUCCCAAAAAGAAAACUGUUAAGAAGGCAGUUAAUUUGGCUAGAAUCCAAAAAUUCAUUCAGCACGGCUUUCUCUUAUUUCAAAUGAAAACUUUUCCUAGUACUAAAAUACGUAAUUCUGCUUUGCUUUCAAUUCUCAUCUGUCCUUCACUCAACAGGAGGCAUCAUGAUUCCUAAAUAUUUACGGAACAGUUUUUGAAUUGUAAAGAGUUGUAGUAUUGCAUUGUAGGUUUUUGCAUUGAUGUGUCGAUUUUUUUGUUUUGUCCCCAAGAUUUCCUUCCAUCACCUUAGUGAAUGUUCAUAUGAUAAAAUGUUUUAAGUAUCAGCAAAACAUCCAUGGAUGCCUGCUUUUGAUUCUCAGAAGCCUAAACCUGUUUUGGGUCUGAUGUUACUUCAGAACAUAUUGUCUGGCACAAGAAUUCUUCUAAUAAGUGGUUUAUUUUAACUCAAUUUCAGUGGACUGUUGAAAAACACCAAAGGAGUCUUUUUCUUGUCUGGAGACUGGAUUGUUCCAGAUGUAAAUACCUGUGCCCAUAAGUAUCCCAUUUCAUGAAUAUGUGUUGGUUGGUAUAGGGAAAACAAAUUCCCUGCUCUUUGAGUGGAGCGAAAGCAGUUGGUUAAGCUGUAGCAGCUAUUAUUUUUUUAAAGUGAUAAUAAAACUUGAACUGAAAAAAGAUAAAACUUGAACUAGAAAACUACUCGUACGCUUAGAAUGUUUAUAGUAUUAAAUGUUUAUGUGGGGUUGUCAACAUUUUUUAUUAUUUAUAGUUGAAUUUUGUUUGUUAUCCAUAUUGUUUAUUUUUAUAUUUUGAAAAAUUUUAAAAUAAAAUAGUCUUACUAAAAACAA